UAGAUUGAAAGACGAACUCAAAUUUUACUUCAUUUGUAUGUGUAAUUGUGUGCCUUUUUCGUUAUGAACUAACAUAAAUGAAUAGUUUUUAUAUUUUAGCCAUAUUGUGUUGGUAGUGUGAUAUUUCAUUUAAUCAUGGAUGCUGACAAUUUAACCAAACAAUUCGAAGAAGUAGAGGCUUUAAGUUCAAUCUACGGAGAAGAUUGGACAACAGAGAGUGAAGCAACCAGGUCUUAUAAUAUAAAAAUAAAGGAAAAUGCUCAUGAGGUUAUAUUGUAUGUAACUAUGCCUUUGGACUACCCGGGGCAAGCUCCACCUAAAUAUGAAUUAUCAGCUCCUUGGAUGGAUCGGAGAGAGAAAGAAAAACUACAUCAAAGCCUUGAUGAAGUAUAUUUAGAAAAUAUUGGUGAGACAGUAAUUUAUCAAUGGGUGGAGAAAAUAAGAGAAACCCUGCUACAAAUAAAACCUAAGGAAGAGAAAGUAAACAACAUACAAGUUGAAGAAAUUCCAGAUUUGACUGAGUUGGUAAUAAAUUGUCCGGUAAUAACACAUGGUGAGGUGAUUGUUGAUAGAAAAAGUUCAUUUCAAGGUCAUGCAGCUGAAGUACACAGUAUUGAUGAUGUCAAUGCAGUUAUGACAAAAUUAAAACAAAACAAGAAGAUAAUGAAUGCUUUUCAUAAUAUGUAUGCAUACCGCAUCGAGCGGAAAACUGAGAAAGGUGUGUCUAUAUUACAAGACUGUGACGAUGAUGGUGAGGCUCACGCUGGAGGUAGAAUGUUACAUUUACUGCAGAUAUUAGACCAGAAGAACACAUUAGUUGUGGUAUCUAGGUGGUAUGGUGGCAUACAACUUGGUCCGGACAGGUUCCGUCACAUUAACAAUGCAACAAGACAGGUUAUACAACAAGCGGGUCUGCUAAAGAAAUGACACAUACUUCUGUCAUAAAUAUAUGAAGAAAGGAUUUCAUUUUAUAUUUUUUUAAUAUAGCCCGAGUUGCACUAUUUCAGUCCUUUGAAUCCAGAGAUAAAUUACAACUGGAACUUUGUACUGGGAAUUUGCAUUCCAGUGUGUGAGUAUUGUUUUACUUGGAUUCUAGUGCUGGAUUUAAUCACUGGACAGGAAAGGUGUAUUGGGCAUUAUUUUAGUUUGAAAACAUAAUCAUAUGUUUACUGCGGUUGCUAUAGCAACUGCAGAAUAUGAGUGAAUAUGUAUUUGUAAAUAAUAUUAAUAAUUUGUAUAUAGCAUUGUGUAUAU
Messenger RNA from Papilio polytes (common Mormon), 1254 nucleotides. RefSeq names its product protein IMPACT-like. The record is from RefSeq and is a predicted model, not a curated record. Gene Ontology annotation, molecular function: protein binding. Gene Ontology annotation, cellular component: cytoplasm. The transcript has 6 exons. Lineage: Eukaryota; Metazoa; Arthropoda; Insecta; Lepidoptera; Papilionidae. Gene Ontology annotation, biological process: regulation of translational initiation. The coding region runs from base 136 to 927 and encodes 263 amino acids.